Aphanomyces invadans is the source of this 366-nucleotide messenger RNA. RefSeq lists its product as hypothetical. The transcript has 4 exons. NCBI's taxonomy places the organism in Eukaryota, Oomycota, Saprolegniomycetes, Saprolegniales, Verrucalvaceae. Bases 1 to 366 code for a protein of 121 amino acids. The record is from RefSeq and is a predicted model, not a curated record.
AUGUCACUCGCAGCCCAGUCCAAGCGCCACCCCACGGUCCAAGCCACAGCCGCCACACAAACGGAUCGCCCAACGCCCCGAGCCGAAAUCACCCCGUUUCAAGGGACUGCAGAUCCCGCUGUCGCGUUGACGUUCAACGAGCAGUACAUUCAGUUUAUCCAGCACUUGUCACAGAAAGGCCGGGACGUGAACAACCCAUUACCCCCCACUGCAGACGCAGCAGCACACAGAAAGCACCGUGUAGAGAACGCAUUGCACGUCACGGUGUGCCAAGUGUUUUCGAACCCAAAAAUGAUCGCCACGAUUCGUGACAUUGUGUUUGCCAAGUUGCAAGCCGAAAGUUCAUCGGCACGAAAGAAGCCUUGA